AUUUGGACGUGCCUGUUCGUCAUUUAGGAGGUAUAGAUGAUGUAUAUAAGCAGUUAAUACAGAACUCCAUAGAAAAGGAUGUUAAAAUUGACGCAACAAAUGCUGAUUCUCAGAUAGAUCAUACAAAUUACGACACAGAUAUAAUGUCAAUGAAGACUCAGGCAAUCGAUACUUUAAAAGCUAUAUUCGUUGUAUUUGCAGAAGCGAUGUCUAAUCACGAUUCUAAUCGUCGAUUUUUUAGCAAUUCCAUUGGUUAUAAAUCGGUAGAGGAUGCCAUUUGCCUUACCGAGAUGUUUAAGUUACCUGGAGCCCCUGAAAAUCUUUUUGGAAUACUUUUUGGAUUCGCAAUUGAAAAUGAAUCAGUGGCUGAUGUAUUCAUUGAUAGACAAGAUAUUUCAAAUAACAUUAAUCAAGUCAAAAUAGAAGAAAUGUUUGGAAACUUUACUGAUGAAAUUCAUAAUCCAGAUAUUAUUCCCACUAUAAUGAAGUUGCAACUUUGUGUUAAUCGUGAUUCACGGUUAUUUCUGAAAAUUUAUGAAGCUCUAGUCGCUCUUUCCCUUGCAAAUCGAAGAAAUCAAGUUAUGCUAAAUAAGUCUGGUGUGCUUGAAAUUGUUUUACAUCGAUUAUUUCCAACAUCAAUUCGAUACACUGAAAAAGGAACAAUUAACGCUAGUAAUCAUACUCAAGAAAAGAAAUUUUUAACCAAAUUAGCUCAAAGAUUGAUUGAAAUGGGUGUUACUACAAAGGAGAUCCGUUUCCUAUUUGAACAAUUCGAAAAUGGGAGCCAACGUCCUAAAGCAAUUACAGAUACCGAUGGAGCAUUCAUGACUGCUAUGGACAUGGUUUUAUUUGGCGUUCAAAGAAGCAGAUGGCCUCGAUUCAUACAAUUUGAUAUGUGCCAGUUUGGCUAUUCUUGUUUAGAGAUGAAUAGUUUAAGUGAUCGUCCGUUUCCACCUACAAGUGGAGGGUAUACGUUUAUGAGCUGGCUUGAUAUCGAAAACUUCGAUUCAGAAAUGAACCUGACCCUUUUAGGGUUAAGUGAUGAUGAAAAGAAAUGCUACUUGCAAAUUUAUUUCGAAGCACAAACUCAUAAACUUGUUGUUCAGACAUCUCCAAAACAAACGACUCGAUUUGAUAAUUUCGAAUUUAGAACCGGAUAUUGGUAUCAUAUAGCACUUGUACAUCGUCGAUCGCGUUUAGGGCAGUCUUCAUUAAUGUCACUUUAUGUAGAUGGAAGAUUUGUAGAUGAACAAAAGUGUCCUUAUUUAAAUCAAUCAGUUACUAAUCGACCAAUAAAAACGUUUAUUGGAACACCAAAAGAAAUUGCAAAAAAACUAGGCAAAGGCAAAACUAAACUCGCAUGGGAUCUAGGCCCUUGCUAUUUUUUUGAAGACGACCUAGAUGGUGACAUCAUUAGUGUUUAUUGUCAUCUUGGACCUCGGUAUUCUUCUAAUUUUCAAGAUUCUUUAGGUCAAUUUCAGACAUACCAAACUUCCACACUGCUUAAUAUGAGGCUUGAAGCCUUAAGUCGCCAACGCAGUGAUUCUGCUAUUGAGCUGGAUAGUCUGCCUAUAGUUAACGCAAUUCGUGGUAAUAAUAGUCAAACUUUGCCUGAAGAAAAAAUUAUUUUUGCAUUUAAUGCAAGUAAUGUUCUUGUCUGUGGCCAAAAUGCAAGCAUAUUGGGUGCUGGUCUUUCUGAAGGCACAUCACAAGCCCUACUUGGCAACGUUAAUACAAAGGUGAUAUUAAAUGCUGCUGUUCCGAAAGUUGAACGUGCCCUGCGAGUGCCACAUGGAUUAGCUUACUUGCAAGGUGAUCCAGUGACUGCUGUUCCUUAUGGGAUGGAUGAUUCUAUUUGGAAGAUAGGAGGCUCUGCUGUGGUUUUGAGGUUAAUCGAAAGGGCGGAAACAACGGAGGAUUUGUAUAAAACUGUUUGUACACUUAUCGAGCUAAUUCGAUUUAAUUGGCGAAAUUCAGAAGACAUGGAAAGAAUUCAUGGAUAUGAAAUUUUGGCAUAUUUGCUAAAGCAAAAGCACGGCCUCUUAACUCCGGAGCUUUUAAAUUUGUUGCUCGUCUUUGUAGGGUUAAAUCCGGUCAAUCACAUGGAUUCAGUCAUUAUGAAUCCUCUCGCUUAUCGAUUUUUAAUACUGGACUUCGAUUUGUGGAGACAUUCUCCCGAAAGUGUUCAAAGAGCACAUCUUCAACAAUUUUCAAUAUUUAUUCAUUUGAGCAAGCAUCAUCACUACAAUGCUAAACGUUUAAGCAAAAUGCAUGUCGUCAAGAAAAUGUUAGUUGCGCUAAAAACAAACGUAUAUCCGAAAGAAUUAUUAACUGAUUUCAUAGAAACUCUGAAGAUAGUAGUAAAGUACAAUUUUACUACAGAAGUUAUACGAUCUAUUGUAACUUUUCUUGUAUCUACAUUGAAUAAACCUUCUCCAUUUCGUCGCGGCAUUCGUAAAGAAUCGCCUCUUAAAACUAGCAAUACUACUACAUUUUCCCAUGAAAGCAUUUAUGGAAAAGCAUCUAUAAAAAAUAUUGUGGUGGAUGUUAGGAGCUUGCCAGCUGAGACGACUGCACGGCAUAUUGGUGUUAUGGUCAUGGAAAUGCUUACGGACAUUGUUUGCGAUAAACUUAAUCCUUUCUAUGUCAACAGAUUUGCAACGACCAUUACCAACAAAUGGCCAUUGCUUUUUUUUAGUGAAGAUUCUAAUCCAUCCUGGGUAGUAUGUGCCGCGCGAAUUUUAGCUAGACUCUUUCAUUCACAAGGAGCCGCUUAUAUUAAUAAAUUUCGCACGUUAUCUGAAGGGUUCAUCGUUAUGCAAAAAUUACUUCCUCAAUGGUGGUAUCUUACUCAAUUACAACAUGUAUUGUUCACUAUGCUUUUUGGCAUCGAUGUAUGCGAUAUUCCGAUCGAUGCUUCCUUUGAUCUUUCAUCUUUGGUUACAUUAUUUAGAGCUGACGAUGACGCUACGCGAAUUGCUUGUCCAGAUGUUAUGAUAAUUAUUUUACUAAUGAUGAAAGAAGGAAUAAAUUCAGUAGUCCAGCUAAGUUACGAAGUCGAAAGGGGUCAUAAGACAAGGGGUAGAUCUAAAGAUGACUUUGUGACACAGAACUCUAAUGAGAUGCUUGAAGUUGAAAAAGAAAGUGAUCCUUUGAAAGAAACUCUGUUAAAGGUUUCGCAUGUGGAACAAACCAUCAUACAUUUCUUAAUGGAUAUGUAUAAUAAUUCGAGUGAAUUUAGCGAACUAUGUUGUAAAGGCGAAAUUAUGGAUUGUUUCAUUGAGAUUCUUUUUCCUAUUGUCUGUGCUUGUGAUGAAGUGCCAAUAGAGACUGAAUUAUGUAAUAAAGAUCUUGGACUUUCAUUUGAUAUUGACAUUGCAACUGAUCUGUUUAUGAACAGCAUUAAUAAUAUUACACCGGGGGCGUUACCAGUUUUGGCCAAUUUACCACGUUAUACACAGUCGUUUGACGAUGAAACCGGAGAAGAAAUGAUAACAUUUUCUGCUGGAAAUAAUAUCGUGACUAUAUUGACUGAAGAUACAUCUAUUAGCCCGUCAGCGUCUCCCACACAAACUAGUCCCACACAAGCUAGUCCUGUCAAUAGUGAUAUAGACGACGAACCUGACUCUAGUUUUCGAAUUAAACCGCCUAUGAGGCGCAUGACAAAAAAGCCAGAUUAUUCAGAGCAUAAGAAUGCUACUGUAGAAAGUCUUCUUGAAUUUGUUGUAUCUCUCUGUGUCAAUUCAGUAGUUGAUCCAAAACUAAAACCGCUGGCUGGGUUAGAAAUUGUUUUGAGAUCUUUCCCGCCAUCAUUGUUGGAGCAUCAGGCAUGUAGUCUUAAAAUAACUCUACAACUCGAUUCGAAUUUAUUAGCAGACCAGCGAAUAGUCGCCAACGUUGCAAGAUUCUCUCAAAUGGCUGUGGAUGCAAUUUAUCAAGGAUGGUUUUCAAGUGGAAGAAACCAAAUGUAUGAGUUCAUCACAGCGAUUUUGGAGAGACUUGAUGAAACCAACGGAAAACGUGUUAAUGAUCAAUGGAUAGCAGCAUUAUAUCGUUCUUUAGACAGAAUGAUUUUGUUCAAGCUUUCCGAAAUUGAAAAUACGUCAGCUGAUGCUAGUAUCAUAACUGAAAUGCUUGAAAAAUUAAUAUACAAUCAAAGAGUCACCUUUAGUCCUUAUAAUACCGAUGUGGAUUUUCUGCGAUGCUUAUGUUAUCAUCUUUAUAAAUUUUUAAUUUAUGACAAUCAAGACGUUAAAAUCAAUUCAACUAAUGUUUGGAAAUUAUUAAUGCUUCAAAAACCAAAUGAAAUACCAGGAAUAUUGAGAAUGCGAGUCAGAGGAAUGGAAUAUAAGGAAUUAGUAGAGGGGUUUAACAAGCUAUUAGAAAUGGACAUUAACUCAUUUUUAGAUUGGGUUGAGUCUCGGAAAACACCGCUUGACACGCUGUUUCAAGAUAAUAUUUCGAAAAUAUGGUACUCUUUUGUUGCGUCCGAAGUUAAAAACUGUAAAGAAUAUCUGAGAAAUUUGCACAGUAAACGAAUGACGAAGCUCAAGAAAUUAUUUAAAAGGGCUUCGAUGGAACAAGAAUUCUUUAAUCAGUACAGAGUUAAAACCACCCAGUGGUCAAGAAAUAUUCAAGAAGUAGAGACUAGUCGUUAUUAUAAAUCAAUUCAAGAUAAUAUUGAUCACGAUAAUUAUGUGAGAGAUGAGUGGGCAAAAACAUCUGCUGAUUUGUUCCGUGAACGCGCUCUUUGGGGUCCGAAAACGUCAGAUCACGAAUCAAAAUGGAGAUUAGAUUUCACAGAAGAACAAAAUGAAGAUUUGCGAUUAUUUUCUUAUAAGCCAAAGAGCAGCAAAUACGAAAAUGGUGCAAAAGAGAAUACAAAUGAAUCAUCUAAACCUUAUGCAAUGAAUAAUUCGAAUAAGUCACAGACAAAUUUGGACGUGCCUGUUCGUCAUUUAGGAGGAAAAUCGCAUGAUCGCCAAAUGACACUCACUCCUAGUGCAAGUGAUGCUGAAACAUCAAAUGAUGACGUCGAUUCUGUUGAAAAUAGUCAGUAUACAGAAUCACAAGCAGAAGCUGACGAAGAAAAUGCGUUUGAAGAAGACAAAAACAGAAAAGUUUUAAGGUCCUUAGAACAUGGUGAUGCUGUUUUAGAUAUAUUUAAUAUAAGUCGUAUAGCUGGGUUAGAUGCAUGUGAGGGUCUUUUACUACUAUGUAAACAAAACCUAUAUUUAAUCGAUAACUAUUUUCAAACGCUGGAAGGUGAAAUUGUUGAUAUAUGGGAUGCACCAACAAAGGAGCGAGAUCAAUAUUUACAAAUGCUUGCCUCUCAUGCUGGCUACGUAAAUAAUACUAAUACGCCUUCUAAGGAAAACAAGCAUAAGAGCAGACGAUGGGCUUUUGAUGACAUAAAAGAAGUUCAUAAAAGGAAAUUUUUGUUUCGUGACGUUGCGCUUGAAAUAUUCUUUGCCGAUGGCCGUAAUUAUUUGAUAACCUUCUUCCUGAAGGAACGAGAUAUUGCAUACAAUAAACUUGUUGCGAGAGCUACUUUCUCGAUUAGUGGCGCUGAAUCUGUUAUUGGCACAUCUGCCCUUGAUGCUGUAUCUCCCGUUACGCCAUUAACAAUUCCUUCGACUGGCUUGAGAUUUAACCUGGGCUUUUUUUCAAACUCAAACUCAUCGUUGGCAGAACUGACACUAAGAUGGGAAAAACGGGAAAUUUCGAAUUUCCAAUAUUUGAUGCAUUUAAAUACUCUAGCUGGUCGGUCGUAUAACGAUCUUACUCAAUAUCCCGUAUUCCCUUGGAUCUUGGCUGAUUACACCAGUGAGGAGGAAUUCCAAAUACGUUAUCGUUCAUUUGAUCCUACGGCGAAUGCAACAACACCGGCAUUUCAUUACGGAACCCACUACUCUUCUGCGAUGAUUGUUUGUUCAUAUUUAAUUCGUCUUGAGCCUUUUACACAACAAUAUUUAAAACUUCAAGGUGGACAUUUUGACCAUGCUGAUCGACUGUUCCAUUCAAUUGCUAAAGCAUGGCUAUCCGCUACCAAAGAUAACAUGAGCGAUGUUAGAGAAUUGAUACCCGAAUUUUUUUAUUUGCCAGAGUUUCUGGAAAACGCAAAUAAAUUUAAUUUUGGUGUCAAACAAGGGACGGGUGAAGUAAUUGAUUCGGUUAUUCUUCCACCUUGGGCAUAUGGUGACCCUAAAAUAUUCAUACAUAAGCACCGUCAGGCUCUUGAAUGUGAUUAUGUCAGUGCUCAUCUUCAUGAAUGGAUAGAUUUGAUAUUCGGAUACAAACAACAAGGACUACCUGCUGUAGAGGCGGUAAAUGUUUUCCAUCAUCUUUCAUAUGAGGGAGCCAUUGAUUUGGAUGCAAUCAGUGAUCCAGUAGAAAGAUCGGCGACAACUGGAAUUAUUCAUAAUUUUGGCCAGACACCUCGCCAACUGUUUACAAGACCUCAUCCGCCAAGGUCUUCUGAUACAAGCGAUUCUAGUAACUACAAAUUCAAUGAUAACGUUAUGAUGUUAAUACAAUCGAUAUCUCCUUUGCUAGAUAUCCGAUUGCAAGUUCAUGAUAUACGUAUAGCGAAUGAUCGGUUGUUUGCUGUUAGUACGCAACAAAUGCUAGUUCCGCCAAAUUAUACUUAUUACGUUGAGUGGGGCUACUCCGAUAACAGUCUGAGACUUCAUCAAACAGAUACUAAAAAGCUGGUAGGCCUGUAUGAAAAUCUUCACUUGCAAACAGUAAGCUGUGCUUGCUUUGCGGAUGGACGAACAUUUAUUACCGGAGGAACUGAUGCGGUUAUUUGUAUUUGGAGAUUUAAAUGGCAAACUAAAUCGCCAGAAUGUGGUUUUAUGGAAUGCCUACGAGGGCAUUCUGCAAAGAUCAAUUGUGUUACUAAUUCUAGAUCAUAUAGUGUUAUCAUAAGUGGGUCAGAUGAUAAAACUUGCAUAAUAUGGGAUUUGAAUAGAAUGAAAUAUGUGAGACAGUUGCAGGGCCAUGAAACUGGCGUUCAGUUUGUUGCCAUUAAUGAUACAACUGGAGAUAUUGCAACGUGUAGUGGGUCGAUUAUUCGUUUGUGGAGCAUCAAUGGGGACCUUUUAGUUGCUAAAAAUACCGCUCAAGUUCCGGAUCCAAUUCUUUGUUGUACCUUCUACGAGGGCAAGCAAAAUGAAUGGUUCGACAAUGACAUUAUUAUUACUGGACACAAAAAAGGUAUAUGGAAUAAAAACUUGAAAGUCGAGAAAGAUUUGACCGAAAAUAAAGCGUGUAAUUGGAACUUAGAACUGCGGCAUAAAUUAAAACACGAAAAUAGAAUAGAGCCAUCACCUGCAGCGGAUGUCGUCGCUUUGUUACCAGCCGGAACUCAACGAGUUCUUUAUAGUGGAGACUCAUCUGGAAAAGUUUAUUCAUGGACUUUACCUGAUACCAAAAUAGAAUCUCAUUGGAUGUUGGAUGGACAAACUGAUAAUUGUUUAAAAUGUUUCGUAAAAUUUGCCGUAUUAGUUACAAACUCGGAUAAUUCCAUGAACUCAAGAUUAAAUGACAUAAUCGGGAAGUUUCGCUGUAAUUUUAUG
Racocetra persica is the source of this 7580-nucleotide messenger RNA. The record is from the annotation of a GenBank genome assembly. NCBI's taxonomy places the organism in Eukaryota, Fungi, Glomeromycota, Glomeromycetes, Diversisporales, Gigasporaceae.